AUGAGGACUUUUCUUAAUGAGGAGGAUCUAAAAUUAGCGCAAAUUUGCAACUCUACGCUUAAAGUUACAACCACGUUAAUCACAACGAGCAUUCACGAGUAUGUUUUCGUCUGUCGUGCUUAUCUAUGUCAGGACAUGUCAGAGAAGUCUACUACGUCGUCAUUGAACAUUCUAAGCCAUGUACUGGCUUUGGGGAGCUAUAAUCAAUUCACAUCUAACGAACUGGUCAUGAAUUUGCAUACAACAAUUAGAACUACAGUCGUCGUCCCGCGUAGCUAUCCCGAACAGAUAUUUUGUAGGUACAUCUUCCUCAUCGACGCAUGUGACUCUUUUACAACGACUCGCUGCCACCAACAGUCAGAAAAACAAAUGUUGAGAAGGAGUCAACUCCGUCAAACUCAGAUGUAAAAUUUUCAAUUUUAUUUGAGACUCUGGGCGAGCUCGCCACUGCCUCGCGUUUCCCUGUGUUGCGGCUAUAUCGCGACCAUACUAACACCAGCGGACUAAUUGGGCCCCGCGUACGACUCUCGGGCUGCAUGAUGUUGGAGUACCACCAGGCUCC
Messenger RNA from Amoebophrya sp. A25, 562 nucleotides. NCBI's taxonomy places the organism in Eukaryota, Dinophyceae, Syndiniales, Amoebophryaceae. The record is from the annotation of a GenBank genome assembly.